Numida meleagris (helmeted guineafowl) is the source of this 10631-nucleotide messenger RNA. RefSeq names its product LDL receptor related protein 5 (gene LRP5). Gene Ontology annotation, biological process: canonical Wnt signaling pathway. Lineage: Eukaryota; Metazoa; Chordata; Aves; Galliformes; Numididae. The record is from RefSeq and is a predicted model, not a curated record. Gene Ontology annotation, molecular function: Wnt receptor activity; Wnt-protein binding. The transcript is spliced from 23 exons. The coding region runs from base 109 to 4968 and encodes 1619 amino acids.
CGCCUCCCCCUUCCCGCCUCCCUCCCCGCCGAGCGCAGCGCCCCGAGCAUGGAACCUGCCUGAGACGCUCGGCGGGCUCCGCUCCGGCAGCUGCUGCUGCGGCACAACAUGGAGGCGGCGCCGCCGCUCCCGCUGCUGCUGCUGCUGCGGCUCCUGGCCGCCUCGGUGCUGCGCUGCGAGCCGGGCUCGGCCGGGGCGUCCCCCUUCCUGCUUUUUGCCAACCGUCGGGAUGUUCGACUCGUGGAUGCUGGAGGCACAAAGCUGGAGUCCACUGUGGUGGUCAGUGGUUUAGAGGAUGCUGCUGCGGUUGACUUCCAGUAUUCGCAAGGCAUCGUUUUCUGGACAGAUGUGAGCGAAGAAGCCAUCAAGCAAACUUACAUUAACCAAACUGGGAAUGUGGUGCAGAAUGUCAUCAUUUCUGGUCUGGUUUCCCCGGAUGGCCUGGCAUGCGAUUGGAUUGGGAAAAAACUUUACUGGACAGAUUCAGAAACCAAUAGGAUAGAAGUUGCUAAUCUCAAUGGAACAUCUAGAAAAGUCCUCUUCUGGCAAGACCUUGAUCAGCCCAGGGCAAUAGCUUUGGAUCCAGCUCAUGGAUACAUGUAUUGGACUGACUGGGGUGAAACACCCAGAAUAGAACGGGCUGGAAUGGACAGCAGCACACGAAAAAUAAUUGUUGAUUCAGAUAUCUAUUGGCCAAAUGGACUCACAAUAGAUCUUGAUGAGCAGAAACUUUACUGGGCUGAUGCAAAAUUGAGUUUCAUUCAUAGAGCAAAUCUGGACGGCUCCUUUAGGCAAAAGGUUGUCGAAGGAAGUCUUACUCAUCCGUUUGCAUUGACAUUGUCUGGGGACACCUUGUAUUGGACGGAUUGGCAGACACGUUCCAUUCAUGCCUGUAACAAACGGACAGGAGAGAAAAGGAGAGAAAUACUAUCUGCUCUAUAUUCACCUAUGGACAUCCAGGUCUUAAGUCCAGACCGGCAGCCCUACUUUCACACUCCAUGUGAAGAAAACAAUGGUGGUUGCUCCCACCUGUGCCUGCUGUCACCAAGAGACCCCUUCUACAGCUGCGCUUGUCCCACUGGUGUGCAGCUAGAAGAUGAUGGCAGAACGUGCAAAUCAGGUGCUGAAGAAGUUUUGCUGCUUGCUAGGAGGACUGACUUGAGAAGGAUUUCCUUGGACAUGCCAGAUUUCACUGACAUUAUUCUGCAGAUAGACAAUAUCAGACAUGCAAUUGCCAUAGACUAUGAUCCUGUGGAAGGCUACAUCUACUGGACUGAUGAUGAUGUUCGGGCAAUUCGUCGGGCGUACCUUGAUGGCUCUGGAGCACAGACUCUGGUAACCACAGAAAUCAACCAUCCAGAUGGUAUUGCCGUGGACUGGGUGGCAAGGAACUUGUACUGGACUGAUACUGGAACAGACCGCAUUGAAGUGACCCGUUUGAAUGGGACAUCAAGAAAGAUCCUUAUAUCAGAAAAUCUAGAUGAACCUCGUGCAAUCGUGCUCAAUCCUGUGAUGGGCUACAUGUAUUGGACAGACUGGGGUGAAAGUCCAAAGAUAGAAUGUGCUUAUUUGGAUGGAUCAGAGAGGAGAGUUCUGGUGAAUACAUCCCUGGGUUGGCCUAAUGGCUUGGCACUGGACCUUGAAGAGGACAAACUUUACUGGGGAGAUGCAAAAACAGAUAAAAUUGAGGUCAUAAAUGUUGAUGGAACAAUGAGGAAAACCCUCUUAGAAGAUAAACUUCCACAUAUAUUUGGGUUCACGCUGCUGGGUGAUUACAUCUACUGGACUGACUGGCAGAGGCGAAGCAUUGAAAGAGUUCACAAGAUAAGGGCGAGCAGAGACAUUAUUAUUGAUCAGCUGCCAGACUUGAUGGGCCUUAAAGCAACAAGUGUUACCAAAGUUUUUGGAACUAAUCCAUGUGCAGAGAACAACGGAGGCUGCAGCCAUCUGUGUUUCUUUACACCACAGGAGACCAGGUGUGCCUGUCCCAUUGGCCUUGAGCUGUUGAGUGACAUGAAGACUUGCAUCAUUCCUGAAGCCUUCUUAGUUUUCACAAGCAGAGCAGCAAUUCAUAGGAUUUCCCUUGAAACCAAUAAUAAUGAUGUUGCUAUUCCUCUUACUGGAGUCAAGGAGGCAUCUGCUCUGGAUUUUGAUGUUUCUGAUAACAGAAUCUAUUGGACUGAUGUUAGUUUGAAGACCAUAAGUCGAGCUUUCAUGAAUGGCAGUUCUGUUGAACACGUGAUCGAAUUUGGGCUGGAUUACCCUGAGGGGAUGGCUGUAGACUGGAUGGGAAAGAACCUCUACUGGGCAGAUACUGGAACUAAUCGAAUUGAGGUAGCACGCCUGGAUGGACAGUAUAGGCAGGUCCUUGUGUGGAAGGACUUGGACAACCCAAGGUCUUUGGCUCUUGAUCCUACCAAAGGGUACAUGUACUGGACAGAAUGGGGAGGUAAACCUAGGAUCGUUCGAGCUUAUAUGGAUGGAACAAACAGCAUCACUUUGGUGGAUAAAGUGGGUCGUGCCAAUGACCUCACAAUUGAUUAUGCAGACCAACGGCUGUAUUGGACUGACUUAGACACCAGCAUGAUUGAAUCGUCAAAUAUGCUAGGACAAGAACGAGAAAUCAUAGCAGAUGAUCUACCUCAUCCAUUUGGAUUAACCCAAUACAGUGACUAUAUCUAUUGGACAGACUGGAAUCUUCACAGUAUAGAAAGAGCAGACAAGACCAGUGGGAAGAACAGGACACUUAUUCAGGGCCAUCUGGAUUUUGUGAUGGAUAUAUUGGUCUUCCAUUCUUCACGUCAGGAUGGCUUGAAUGAUUGUGUGCAAAAUAAUGGUCAUUGCGGUCACUUGUGCCUUGCAAUACCAAAUGGAUUUAGAUGUGGCUGUGCUGCUCACUAUACCUUGGAUCCCAACAGUAGGAACUGCAGUUCUCCUACCAAUUUCCUGUUGUUUAGCCAGAAAUCUGCCAUCAGCCGAAUGAUACCUGAUGAUCAGCAAAGUCCAGAUAUCAUCCUGCCUAUGCAUGGUCUAAGGAAUGUGAAGGCUAUUGAUUAUGACCCCUUAGAUAAAUUGAUUUACUGGGUAGAUGGGCGUCAGAAUAUUAUAAAAAGAGCCAAAGAUGAUGGCACUCAGCCUUUUACUGUCAUGAGCUCUCCAAACCAAAGCCAGAACCCAGAGAAGCAGCCACAUGACCUCAGCAUCGAUAUAUACAGCCACACAUUGUACUGGACCUGUGAGGCCACAAACUCCGUCAAUGUUCACAGGCUGAACGGCGAAUCAAUUGGGAUGGUGCUGCGAGGUGACCACGACAAACCCAGAGCCAUUGUAGUGAAUGCAGAGCGAGGGUACAUGUACUUCACCAACAUGCAAGAGCGAGCUCCCAAGAUUGAGCGUGCAGCCCUUGAUGGCACAGAGAGGGAAGUGCUUUUCACAACUGGGUUGAUCCGACCAGUAGCACUGGUGAUUGACAACAAACUCGGAAAGCUUUUCUGGGUGGACGCAGAUCUGAAGCGCAUCGAAAGCUGUGACUUGUCAGGUGCUAACCGUGUGACUCUGGAGGACUCCAACAUCCUUCAGCCAAUGGGCCUGACCGUGCUGGGGAAUCACCUGUACUGGAUUGAUCGGCAGCAGCAGAUGAUUGAGAGAGUGGAGAAAACUAAUGGGUACAAAAGGACUAGAAUUCAAGGCCGAAUUGCUCACCUAACAGGCAUUCAUGCUGUGGAAGAACUUGAUAUGGAGGAAUUCUCUGCACACCCGUGCUCCCGUGACAAUGGUGGAUGCUCACAUAUCUGCAUUGCCAAAGGGGAUGGGACUCCAAGAUGUUCGUGCCCAGAGCACCUUGUGCUUCUGCAGAAUCUCUUAACGUGUGGAGAACCUCCAACUUGUUCCCCAGACCAGUUUACCUGUGCAACUGGAGAGAUUGACUGUAUCCCAAUGGCAUGGCGGUGUGAUGGAUUCCCAGAGUGCGAUGACCAGAGUGAUGAGGAUAGUUGCCCUAUAUGCUCUGCAUCUCAGUUCCAGUGUGAGAAAGGACAAUGUAUUGAUGCACAUUUGAGGUGUAAUGGAGAAAUAGACUGCCAAGAUAAAUCUGAUGAAGUGGAUUGUGAUACCAUUUGUCUGCUCAAUCAGUUCCGAUGCGCCAGUGGCCAGUGCGUCCUCCUGAAGCAACAAUGCGACUCCUUUCCAGAUUGCAUUGACGGCUCAGAUGAGCUCAUGUGCGAAAAAUCAAAGCCGUCCUCAGAUGAACCUCAGCCCCACAGCAGUGCCAUUGGUCCCGUCAUUGGAAUAAUACUUUCCCUUUUUGUCAUGGGAGGAAUGUACUUUGUUUGCCAGCGAGUGGUGUGUCAGCGCUACGCCGGGCCCAAUAGCCCCUUUCCACAUGAGUAUGUCAGUGGCACACCUCACGUCCCUCUUAAUUUUAUUGCUCCAGGAAGUUCUCAGCAUGGCACUUUUACUGGUAAGGAUGGCAUCUCUUGUGGAAAGUCUAUGAUUAGCUCCAUGAGCCUCAUGGGAGGGAGCAGUGGUGCCCCCUUAUAUGACAGAAACCAUGUUACUGGAGCCUCUUCUAGUAGCUCAUCCAGCACUAAAGCCACUUUCUACCCACAGAUCUUGAACCCGCCUCCAUCCCCAGCUACUGAUCGCUCCCUGUAUAAUGCGGAGAUGUUUUAUUCUUCAAACAUUCCUUCAACCACAAGAUCUUACAGGCCUUACCUUAUACGAGGGACAGCUCCACCCACAACCCCGUGCAGCACAGACGUUUGUGACAGUGACUAUACUACUAGUCGAUGGAAGGCCAACAAGUACUAUAUAGAUUUAAAUUCAGACUCAGACCCUUACCCCCCUCCACCCACACCUCGCAGCCAGUACAUGUCGGCAGAAGAAAGUUGCCCUCCGUCUCCUGCCACAGAACGAAGCUAUUUUCACCUCUACCCACCUCCACCCUCUCCUUGUACAGACUCCUCAUGACCUCAACAGAAGGAACUUUUCCUGUAAAUAUUUUUAAAUAUGAACAGAUUUAAAAUAUAUAUUUUAUGAUUUAAAGAUAAAAAGGGGUGGGAAUUAAAAAGAAAAAAAAAGGAAUGUGAAUAAAAAUGGGUGGGAGGGAUGGGGCUGUGAAAAUUGUACAAAGGAAGAAUAUUUAUAAAAUUGAUUUUUUUAACUUAAUUUCCCUUCUUUUGUGCCAUAUUUGCCUUUUUGAAAUCAUGGAACUGACUUACUCUCCAGAGGAUUUGGGGAGGCAAUUUGAGCCGUUUUGCAUUUCAGAUCACCUUUUUACACGUGAAGUGGAUGUAGUUCUUUUUACUAAUGUGAGAAAAGUGAAGUGGCUUGUGGGAAGAAGAGGCUAAAGACCAGUAUUCACAGAGAAGUAAACCUUCUUAAGUAGUUUCAGUGUCUCAUCCCUUCUACACCACUGGGAGAAAACAUGCAAAAAGUACCACAGUCAUAUGCUCCUGUUUGCUAGUGAAUUGAAUGCUUCCCAGCAGAACCUGUGCCCUGAGACCUGGAUUGUGAACCUCGGUCUCCAUUUGCUCAGCACUGAACUGGAAGAACACGUAUUUUAACCAAACCUUCCAGCUUAGCUGGUCCCACAGGCAUCAUGUCCUAACACAUGUGACUACCAUACUGCAUACCGAUUCUGGAACUGAUUGGAGCUAAAAGCAUACCCAGACCUCAAAAGCUUGGCUGAGCUCCAGUCAGUUCCCCACUUUGAGUGCAUGAUAGUAGAAGAAGUUAUACCGACCUGACAGUGUGAGAGCAAGGGGCUCUUAACAGGGUGAAGCUGAGAGAAAUGCCUGACAACCUGUAGCUUUGCUCAGGUUCACCAUUUUAAUUUGAAUGAAACCAAAUUCAAGUUCCUUCAUCCUUGUCUAGCAGCUGCUUCCUCGUGAGGCUUUGGUGACUUGUCUGGGAAAGAGCUGUAGCAGUCAGCUGCUUCUCAAAUUACAGUGGUACUUCACUUUUUACCCUGAAGUCCAGUAAUUCCUCUGAGCUGGGUCUUUGAGAUGUUCACCUGUGUUGAAUUCAUCAGAAAAUUGCUUCGUCUCCAAUGUUCAUUUCCCAAAGUGGGAUGAUACGGUGGCCUGCAUUCAUUUAAGUGAGGAAAGUUGUUUUGUUUGUAGGAAAUGGUAUCUGCUGAGCUCAAAACCAAAACAUCUGCCAUUCGAACAGUUUAGUCAUGUCAUCAAAAUUUGCCACCAAAUUAGUCCAGAUUUAGAAGUAUAAAAAGCACGGGGAGGAAGGAGAGAAGCCAAAUACAUCUGAUUGUAUUAAAAUAAAAGGAACUCUGCAACAAACUAGUGUAUCCUCAGGACACUGUCAUCAGUGAAGCGUUCAUGCUUCUAGCUUCUACCAAACCCUUCUGUGAAAGGGAGUCUGGGAUAAGUGCCUUUCACAGUACGGAAGAUAAAUUUUUGCUUUGAUUCAUCUCUUGUUGUAACAAAGGGAUUUGGGUAUUGAAUGGCAAUUUUCAUCUCUGAUGAUGUGUGUGCCUACCUGGGAUAUCUGAGGGAAAAUGAAUAUGCAGACCUGCACCUGUUUCUGCAGCUGCUGAAUAACAUGUGGUGGCUCUUUGACAGCCUUAAUAUUGUUGGCAACAGUGAAACAUUUUUCCUUUUUGAACUUAAAUUAUGUUUGGAUCGGUGUCUUUUGAACAAAAGAAGCCUAGGAUUCCAGGGCAAAGGUCCUUGUAGUGGAGGGGCUGGGACCAUGGAGUUCCAAUCCAGUUUUUUGUGUUUAUGGAUUUGUUAGUCCAGGUCUGUUCUUCCUGCCUAUGUUGUUCAAGGAUAAUAUUGGUGCUGUCACUGUUGUAUUACUGAAACUCUUCGAGUAGAUUUCAUUACCUUCAUGGCUAAAUUUUUGCUUCUGAGUUUCACAUUUGGCACGAAGAUGAUGCCCACCAUUUCCUGUGGAGAAAAAUAGAGAACUGGAGAAUCCAGCGCUGGAGUUUAAGAAAGGAUUCUCUUCCCCCAUCCCCUGCCCAUGUUAGCAGUUCUGUAGUAUCCCAGGAGGAACAAGGCCAUCGUUUGUUACUCUUUGAGUGACUGACUAUGCAGAUCUCCGAGAAAGCGUUAAUGAUUUGGUGAAAAAAAAGAAGAUUUUAAUGUGACCGUGUUUCAGUGAACUAAGUGAUGAAUCUAGAUCCACAGAUAUUUUGUGUAUCACAUAAUCGUAUGAAUGUUCUGCAUUACAGCAGUUGGUCGAAUUUCAUGUCAUAUAUCAUUUUGUGCAUAACUAUUGGCCAUUUGUAAUGAAUGUGUUCGUUGUUUCAUGUUACAGUUCCAGCUUAGAGCCAUACCAUGUUGAUUUUCCUGUGUUCCUGUGAUGACACUGGAUGCAAGAUUACUUUUUUUUUCUUUCCUUAAACCACUGAUCAUUUUAAAGAGCCACCACUGUAGCAAUCCCAACCACUUUGUCUUAUUUUCCUAUUACAAAGUUUGGAGUUGAGUCCAGAAAAAAUUAGUAGUCUUGCUGAGAGUCAGACUGUCUUAAGGACCAAAGGAAUUUGACCCUUAAGUACUCAGAAGGACGCAAGCACUUGCUGAAUGGAAUGAAUUGUGUGCACUCCUGUAUUUCAAUUGGAUGUUCAGAACAUCUUGCUGCUGAUGUUUGCUGAGAAAUUACUUCAUCUGAGGCGCUUCAGGUUUUGUGAUCAGAAUGCAGGUUCCACGCUGCUCCAUAGAAUUGACUUGAAAAGCCUCUUCUAAAGAGAACUUGUAUGCAAAUAUAGCAUCUAAAGAUUUAAAUACUAAAAUAUUACUUUUGGUUGCUGUAGGCUAUCUACUCUAAAAAGGUUACUGCGCUCCUGGUGUCAGAAAUGACCAUGUGUUUGAGUGAGAAGAGCUACUUCUCUCCAGAAAUAACCCCCAAUGUGUUUUUAGUAAAGUACGCUUUCCAUCCUGUGAACCUUCAGGCUAAAACUUAGAAAAUAGAUGCUUCUUCUAGAUCAGGAUGAGGGAAAGAGUUGCGUGGAAUUAUUGAAAGUGUAUGGCAGGUUGUAGCAGUGGAAGGCUGAACAGGAAAUAAGUGGGGAAAAGUUGUGUUUUGUUGAGGUUUAGACAUGGUUCUGUUAAUGCAGAAAGGUGCUAUGAGAAAGGCUGAAAUAUCCUGGGAGUUCUCUCCCCUGAGAACCUGCAGUUUUGUGAUUGGACUUCCUGUGUGAGCUUCUGAGUACUUGAGUCAGAUUACUGACAUAUUUUCAAAACCCGUUAUGACUGUAUAUUAGCACUUUAAAGCAGCUUGGGGAUGGAGUACAGAGCUGUGUCUGGAUAGCGGCUAGUAAUGGGCAAAUGACCCGAUUGAUUUUGUGUUACAUUUAAGGACAGAUUUCAUAGCAGAGAGCAGCUUAUUUGCCUUCUAGUGCAGUCACAAAGGCGGCUACAAGGGUCAUUUUCUCUCUGUAGAAUUUAUUCUGUCUGUGGAACAAGUGCAGUAGCAGUGUGAAGCUGUAAGGUGAAUGGGCAGACUUAAAAAUCAUGAUCUUCAUUGGCAAAGUAUCCUUUGAUUUCAAGCAAAGAGUUAGUGUGAAUUCUAGAUGGGCUUCAGCUAGACUGAUCGGCACCCUGAAAUUUGCAAUGGGUUAAUUAAUUUGAUCGUUAUUGCUGGGUGAUAUUGAGGAAACCUUGUUAGCACUGCUCCUGUUGUUUCACUGCUUCAAUUUAACUAUCUGGAUAGAUGGCUAAAGAGCACUCAAGCUAAGAUCAAAUCAAGUCUAUAAUGUACAAUAAAUUGUGUUUUCUUUAGUGUAGUGACAUUACAAAAUGCCCCCAAAAAAUUAGAUUGUGCCAUAAUUAACAUGUUCUAAAGAAGAAGGGUGAAAUAAGUUGAAAUUUCCUUCUUUUUGAGUAGCGAGUUUGAUUUGUAGCAAUAAAGCUUGAUCUCUGUGGUUGUAGAUCUAAGACACAUCAUGUUCUCCCCAUUUUUAGGGGGGCAACUGGUGCCUCUUGGAUCCUGGGGCUUUUGAAACUCUGAAGUGUCUGUGCACAGCAGCAAUCUGUAAGGACUGGCCAUGCUGUGCUGAGCUACCAGCGACAUGGGCAUUCACCCAUUGCCUGUAGGGUCAGAUCCCUUUGCUACAGAGAGCUCUGGGGCUGCCCUGCAUCAGAGCCUGUGGAGCACAUUGUAGUACAUUACGAGUGUGGUCAGUGGGACUUGACAAAAGUUGUGUGCCCUGUGUGCUCCGAGCAUUAUCAAAAGCCAAUCUUUUCCGAUGUCAGUCAUUUUGUUGGGGUAUGUGUUGAGUCAGUCCAAAUGAGUAGCUGUGCUUAUAAUUGUACUACAAGUGAUACCCAUUAAUGUCAGGAAAUGAAAACAGAAGGCAGGCAUGUUCCCAGUAAUUAAUAACACACAGGAGUGCCUGGCAUGGAGCCCUGGAUUAGAAGUAACGUAUUUGCUGCUACAGUGCUGAGGGACAUUUUGCAAACUUCCAUGUUUGGGACAAGUCACAAUCCAAGAUGACAGACGUACAGAACGGUUAUUCAGUUGUUUCUGUUUAAUAAUGAGCGCACUAUAAAUGAUGAGUGCAGUCCUCACCAGAAGUUUCAAAGUGCCUGCUGGUUCUGUUACUGUUCCCUUACGUACUGUAACGCUUUCCUCAUUAAAUGUAAAAACCCCUUUCUUUAACUAUCAGGGGUUCAGCUGAACAGCUGGAGGUAUUUCCCAUGUGUUAAAAGAAAUAUUAAUAUGCAUAGGUAUUUUCAUUCCUGUCACGUGUUCUAGAUCUCCUUCCUGAGAACACUUAAUGAAGGUUUUGUAAAGGGUACUUUUCCUCUAUUUUGUGUAUUUUGCAGUUGGCCAACUGUGCUGUGGGUCUGCUCAUGUGAGAUCAUGCUUCUGGGCAGGGAGAGGGGAGGAGAAACAGAUUUAAAUCAGUGUUAAACCUACUGAUAGGAAUGAUGGCUUCUGCAUCCCACAACCAAGUCCUUCAAAUGCCGUGUCCUGCGGUUGCUGGGGAUGCUCCCAGCUGCCCAUGGCAGAGAGGCACUGCAAUCAGGCUGUCUCCAGCACAACCCACAGCCCCAGUGCAGCCCACCUAGGGGGGAAGGGGCUGCUUCUUCAGCCAGUGCAGAAUCCUGCUGGAUAGAAGAUGGCAGAAACAAUUCCUAACCAGGACACUUUCCGUCAACAAAACACGUGCAGAGAACAUGCCUUGAAAGAGGAGAAAAGCAAGUCUGACAGCUGCAGAGAUGGACCAAUUCACCAGCAUUUAUGUUUUUGUUGAGCAAGUGCCCCCGCUGAUGUACCUUCCUCUGAGCGGUGCUCCCAGGGGGAACCAUGUCUGAUGAAGGCAGCGAUGUUCCACUUAUAUUUGUACAGAGAUCCUGCAAUGCGUAAACGGGAACAGAAGUAUUUUAAUUGCAACCACAAAUGCAAUAGUAAUAAAUGGAAUUAAAUCAGCCUGCAGAGGUAAAAACAAAAGCAGUUGAAAAGUGCUUUGCUGUUGGAUGUGAAAUUUGGAGGGCAUCAUCGACAAAACUCUAACCCGGACCGCUUUCUUACUUACCUAAUUGUAUUGUAAUUGCUGCUAUUUGUAAAUGUACAUGAAUAUACAAAGAUUACUAAGAUUUUUUAUGAUAAAUACACACGAUCUUUUUUAUAUUUAUAUUAAAAUGUGUAUUCUGCAAACAACCUAA